AUGAUCGCCGGGCACAAUCUCUCGUACAUCGGUACAAUAAUCGGCGGCCAAAUGACAAUGGUGGUUUGGGCCUUCUUUUUCUGUUUUGAACUGCCCGCAUUAUUCAAUUGUUUUAUGUAUCGACAUGAGGCUGCAAUUGGCAUCAGUAAUACCACAAAUUCACUACGUUAUCCGAACCUGUUCGUUUUAUUUGUUGCUCAUUUAUUACCACCAUUUACUGCAGUCACAUUACAACUCUCAUUAUUGACGUACGAUCAAAAAUACAACUUGUUGAAAUCGGUAAGGUGAAAUUUGAGAACUGUACAGUGUAGGCCCCGGGGGAUCUUAUUUUUUUUACCCUAAAGUAUUCUUAAAACGUGUUCUAAUGUUCAGAAAUAUCCAAGUUGCAUAAAUUUUGCCAAUGAUACUUUAUUCGAAAUUUAUGAUUGGAAUGUUAAUCCUUGGAUUGCAAUAAGUGGAAUUGGAAUACUAACUUUUGUAUUAGUUGUAGCUGCAUAUGGUUUUGGAAUAGUCUUUCAUACAAUGCACAUUCUUCACAAAUUACGUGUUCAUAUGUCAGUUGAAACAUUCAAAAUGCAUAAAAAUGCAUUGAUAAGUCUAUCAAUGCAAUGUCUUAUUCCAUCAAUUUUUUUGAUCGUACCAAUCUGCACAGUUUUCAUAAUUAUUGUGAAUAAUAUGACCGAAUUCCAAGGUUUUCCUUUUUUUCGAAUUCCAAUGAGAAAUGUUUUUCUAGAAUUGUCAAACUGUUCCUUUUUUGGAUUCACUUCUCAUUCUUGUGUAUCGACAAUUAUUAUGAUUACGACAAAUGCAAGAUAUUCAACAACGGUCAAGCACAAAAUUAGCCAGGUUGUGUGUCAAGGAAAAUCAAGUUCAGUUCCAGUUAUCAUACCUUUAUCAAUGACUAAUGUUCAAAAUUGA
Molecule: messenger RNA, 918 nt
Organism: Caenorhabditis angaria
Lineage: Eukaryota; Metazoa; Nematoda; Chromadorea; Rhabditida; Rhabditidae
Source: the annotation of a GenBank genome assembly